Leucoraja erinaceus (little skate) is the source of this 1208-nucleotide messenger RNA. RefSeq names its product serine/threonine kinase 11 interacting protein (gene stk11ip). The record is from RefSeq and is a predicted model, not a curated record. The coding region runs from base 57 to 1208 and encodes 383 amino acids. Lineage: Eukaryota; Metazoa; Chordata; Chondrichthyes; Rajiformes; Rajidae. The transcript has 12 exons. Gene Ontology annotation, biological process: intracellular protein localization. Gene Ontology annotation, cellular component: cytoplasm. Gene Ontology annotation, molecular function: protein binding.
ACCCCGGCUUGUUUAGGGAAGUGACGUCGGGGGAUGGAAGCGGCGAAGGGCAGACCAUGGCAUCUAGAGCAGGGGAGGAGGUGUUUGUGCAAAGCCUGACGAAGCUGCUCCAAAACUACGGUGACUCUGUGCUGAGUGGGACCAGUACUCUCUCCUUGCUGACGGUUGGCCUGCAGGUCCUCCACCAACUCUUUGAGCAGCAUCUCCUAGCCCGCAAGUACCAGCAUGGCUUUGUUGCCCUUCCCUCCCACCCGUCGGACACCGCCUCCGUCCUGGACGUGCAGUUCCUCUUCGAUGUGUUGCAAAAAACCGUCUCGCUGAAGUUGGCGCAUCCCCCAGGACCCAGUCUCCAGACACCCGUGAGGAUCUUUGCGUUUAAAUCCCUCCGAUUCCUAGAGCUGAAGCAGGUCCCCCCUCACUGCCUGGAAGGGUUACGGGGGGUCUACACCAGGCUGGAGAUCCUCGUGUGCUCUCGUUGCAUCCACACUGUCGAGGAGAUCAUCUCGGUGUGCGGUGGUGACCUGAGCUCCGCCCUGCCCUGGUUGGACUUGCACACCCUCAACUUCAGCAACAACUUCAUCACCUCGCUCGACAGCUCACUGGGACUACUCAACGUGCUACGGACACUGGACCUGAGCCACAAUCAAAUCCGGGAUUGUGCAGAGAAUCUCAAGCUGCUGGCUGAACUGGAGUACGUGAAUUUGAGCUACAACAUUCUGGAGAAGGUGCCCGUCUUCAAUCCCUGCUCGCGGGUUCAGCUCGUCACCCUCCUGCUGCGCAACAACGAGUUGGAAGACAUCAGCGGGCUGGAGCAUCUUACACACCUGAAGUGCCUGGACCUGGCGUUUAACAUGAUAUCCAAGCACGGGAGUCUGGCACAGCUCUCCCACCUACACAGGCUGAAAGAGCUCUUCCUUGAAGGGAACCCCGUGUACUACCAGAGGAAUCACAGAGCGAGCACCAUCUAUCACCUCUCUCCCAAAGCUGCCUUCCUGCGUCUGGUCCUGGACGGAGAGGCGCUCACUAUGGCAGAUCUCACCAACCUCCCCAAGUCCGGCAGGCUGCUCAGUCACACGGGGCGCCACUCCCCUCGCAACAGCAUGCUGAAGAAUGUUCUGGAAUCCUCGAUAAGCAGCGAGCAGAACGAUCGGCAGCAUUCGCCCGACGGUAUCGGUGGCACCCUCAUGCGGAAGAAGGUAAAUGUCUGA